AUGCAUUGCCACAUCGCGCCUUAUUUGGUCUUGCGUAACUCUCGGUCAUCUCCUUCACAGACCAGCACAAACAAGAUGAAGCCCACGCUUCCGGCGCUGUCGUUGGUAGCAUGGAUUGCAAGCGUGAACGCACUCGCUGACGGAUCGCAUCUCUUCAAUGAGAUGUUCGUAAGCAAACUGCGCGUCAUCGUAACUGAGGCGGGCAGCAGGCUGUCACGCAAAUCGUUCACGUUGAUCAUGCCGGACAUGUUUUGGCGUCGGCGUGAGGUCUCGUUCCUCCUAAGCGUUAACUCUUCCUCACAGCCCUUGACAGUAGCACCGCCGCUGGUAUUGGCGCCCAAACGUUCUCUUCCAUCUCGAGUGAGUAGUGAUCGUCGGGGACAGAGGCAAAAGCUAACGCGUACGCCAGUCUCGACCAAUCCGGCCAUCUCGAGCGUCAUUCGAGGCAUACGUUAUGCCCACUUUGUCAUGACGAUCGACUUCUUUAUCGAUGCCGACAAGGUCGCCUACAACGUUCCUACGUUCACCGUGGACGGCGAUGCGAUCGUUGCUUCCUUUGUCAAUGUGUACGUUGACUUUUUGAGCGCUGACGGGUCUUCGACUGACAAUGCGAACAGGCUCCUGUACGUUGACGAGGAGAAAGCAGUCUGGCAUGCUGCCUGA
Messenger RNA from Mixia osmundae IAM 14324, 663 nucleotides. RefSeq lists its product as uncharacterized. Bases 1 to 663 code for a protein of 220 amino acids. The transcript is spliced from 2 exons. The record is from RefSeq and is a predicted model, not a curated record. NCBI's taxonomy places the organism in Eukaryota, Fungi, Basidiomycota, Mixiomycetes, Mixiales, Mixiaceae.